Cordyceps militaris CM01 is the source of this 2742-nucleotide messenger RNA. RefSeq lists its product as uncharacterized. Gene Ontology annotation, cellular component: microtubule organizing center. Lineage: Eukaryota; Fungi; Ascomycota; Sordariomycetes; Hypocreales; Cordycipitaceae. The record is from RefSeq and is a predicted model, not a curated record. The transcript has a single exon. The coding region runs from base 1 to 2742 and encodes 913 amino acids.
AUGGACCCGUCCCUGUCCCAGUCUGGCCAGCGUCCACGACCCCCGUAUCCGCGUGCUCCCUCGCGCGCCUCUACCAUCGGCAGCAACACCCGCAGCGUGAGCAGCUCCAACACCUCGCACAUGCAGCCCGCUUCGCCUGCCCAGUCCUUUUCCCACCCUCAGCGAUUCCACUCCACCGCUGCCGCAGCAUCGCCGCGAUCGAGCUCCCGAGCCACACCCCAGCUGUCCCGCGAGGCCAGCGGCGAACUCACCCGCCCUCCCACCAUGUCGACCUUCCUGCAGGAGAAGCUGCAAAAAGAACGCAGAGCUGAAAGCGAGAAGCUUGGCUCCUCUACCUCGUCACGACAUAAUCUCGAUCUGAGCGCCUCCGUCGACCUCGGCCGCGCUGUCAACGAUAGAUCAUUCAGAUCUUCCGACUAUGAGCCCCAACGGCCACAGUCCAGCGCCGGCAUGGAGCCGGCCAAGAAAAAGGGCCUGGGCCUUAAAGAGAUGGAGCAGGCCGUCUCCUCCCUCCACAAACAAAACUUUGACUUGAAACUCGAACUAUAUCAUCGCCGCGAGAGACAGACCAAGAUGGAAGAGCGCCUCGAAGCCCUCGAAGCUGAACAACACGACGCUCAGAAGUUGUCGGAAAAGCUGCUGUCAGAUUUGGACAAGCGUGACAAGGCCAUUGAGGAAGCCGUUAGUAUGAUUAUUGAGCUCGAAGCCAAGGUCGACCAGCUGCUUAAAGAGCGCUCCAUGGUCCAGCACGUCGAGAGCCAGGGAUUCUACGCGUCAACCGAGGCUUUCGAAGAGUAUAACGACUCAAUAGCCAACUCGUCCGCUGUGGACCUGACGCAGCUCAAGGAUCGCUCCAAGACGCCCACUGUCAAUCGCAUGCCCAGCUUCCUAUCCGAUCACAACGCAACCACCGAGAAUCUGAGAAACGUAUACAUUGGAAACCGCGCUAGCAUCAUGAGCCUGCGAUGUGUAUCCGGCGGCUACUCGGAAGCUGAUAAUGCCAUGAUCAACGGCUUAGCCAGCCCCACCCUAAGUGUUCUCAGCGAGAGUUCUUUUGUUAGCAUAUACGGUCAAAAGGGCGGCGAUACAACCGUCGUCCCUGACUUUGAUGAGCCCAUCGCACUGAGCGGCUUUGACGGGAGCUCUCCACUGAUGUCACAAGAAUCACCCCCCAAGGCCCAAGGGAACAACAACCAUUUGCUCACUGCUAGAUACCAACAAGAUUAUAGGCCCGCUACAGUAAAGCCCGUCAAGGAUGGGUUGAGCUACGACUCAUCGCUGCGGCAGCUGGAGAGAAGGGACCCUGGACCGCGCCCUGGCGCAGCAGAUGCUCCCCCUCACCACAUCGUGCGCAGUAAGGAAUCUGGCAGCCAACACCGUACUAGUGGACACGGCUCACCUGCCCGCCGAUCCAUCAAGGAGGAAAAGAGAGCUGCACUGAGGAAAGUAGUGACGGACACUGGCGGUGUUCGCCUAAAUGACCAAACAAUGCCACCGACGCCAGAUACCAUCUCAUCGUCGACAUUGCAACGGUACAAGAACUCCAACGACGACCUCUCUGUGCGUCACCAAACAUCAAACGAGAGACAAAGAAUCUCGUCAAACGAGUCAAGGCAAACGCGAGAGCUUCAGGGCACGGAACAAAGCGGCGGCGUGUCUCUAUCGCAAAAGGAAGCCCCUCGCAACGCACGCAAUCCGCGGCCUGACGCCGACCCAAUGCCUAGCUACGAUCCGUACGGCGCCAAGAACAUCCCCCGACCACGCUCAGCUGGCGAUACGACAAUUUCUCACAAGCGUAACCACUCCUGGGACAGUGACGACUCAGACACCAAGUCGCUACAGUCUAGCCUAGACAUCUGGAUGCGCGAGAGCGGCAAAGCUCCCAAGACCGUGGACCGUGCUUCUCCAGACCUCUUCGGUUUCCCGACGAGCAUGGCCAACGGCGGCUGGGCCGCCAGCUCCCUCUUCGACCCUAAGCAGAGGCUCGGCGCCAUGCCCGGCACAGACUACAUGCACGACUUGCUGUCCUUGCGGGAGGCUCUACUGUCGCCUAACCUGCCGCCUCCGCCGCCUCCUGACAGACGCUCCAGCCUGCACAGCCAGGGACGGUCCGCCUCGGCCAUGCCCACGGUUGACAAGCCGCUCGCCACUGAGGGCACAUGGCAGCCGCCGCCGCCAUCCGCCGCCGACGCCGAAGCAGCCCGGAACCGCCGCAAUAGCGACGCGGCUGAUCUCCGAUCCAGCACUCGCACACCCGUCCAGAGCGAACACAAGCGAGGCAAUAGCACCGCUAGCACCAACCAACAGCAUCCGCCCAUCUCGUGGCAGCAGGGCCCUCGCGCCGGCCUCAAGGGUCUCUUCCGACGCUCCCUCCCCGGUAGUGGCGGGCCGCCAGCUGCGUCCUCGCCCGCCAAGCCCGAUUGCUUUACCGGUGCGCAAGAGACAGAAACAGCUUCAUCAUCAGGAUGGGCAUCGCGCAGCAGUGCCGCCGCGCAGGACUGCGACCGCACCGGGGCUACACCCCCACCGAUUAUGCUCAACAACCCACGACAUGCGGCCCGGCGUAGCUCCGUCUUGGCCGUCGCAUACGAUGGCGGUGCGCCGGCAGCGCCGGCCAUACCGACCGAUGGCCAGUCGCUCCCGGCGGCCGACGCCAUGUCUCAGCACAGCAUCCCUCAUUCGCAGUCGACGAUGGGGACGCGGCGCAAGUGGCUGCCUGGCUUUUCGCGCAACAAGGCAUGA